AUGGUCGUGAAAGCAAUAAAACAGCUGUCAAUCCCUCGCAAUGGGAUUGGUGCCUAUGUCUUCCCAUGUAAGAAGAUUACGUUGCAGUAUUGUAAUUGGGGAGGAUCCUCUGAGGGAAUGAGAGAGUUUCUAACUUCCAAGAGGUUAAACAGCUUGGCAAAGAAAUACCCAUUUAUACAGUUUAAUAUCUUGAAGAAAUCAGGACAUCCAUUAUUGAGGGCGGAAUACACAAAUAAUAGAGAGAAAGUUGUAUGUGUGAGAAAUUUAAACAUAGAUAAUAUUGAAAACAAACUAAAACUACUUAAGGAUUCUGGUGGUGAUAUUUUAAGAAGAAGAACCAAGAAUGAUAAUGUCGAAACUUUGAACAAUAGUGUUAGGGGUAUUUGGUCCCCAAUUCAUGCAGCAUUCAAGCAUAAGAUAUAG
Naumovozyma castellii is the source of this 423-nucleotide messenger RNA. RefSeq names its product mitochondrial 54S ribosomal protein mL43 (gene MRPL51). The transcript has a single exon. The record is from RefSeq and is a predicted model, not a curated record. The coding region runs from base 1 to 423 and encodes 140 amino acids. NCBI's taxonomy places the organism in Eukaryota, Fungi, Ascomycota, Saccharomycetes, Saccharomycetales, Saccharomycetaceae.